Dentiscutata heterogama is the source of this 146-nucleotide messenger RNA. NCBI's taxonomy places the organism in Eukaryota, Fungi, Glomeromycota, Glomeromycetes, Diversisporales, Gigasporaceae. The record is from the annotation of a GenBank genome assembly.
GAAUAAUAAGACUUACUAUAAACCUUGGUCUUGGAGAAGAGAAGCCUGACCCGGAGAAACUUGACCCAGAAAAACUUGACCCAAGAAACCUAACUCUAGCAAUAAUGAAAGGCCCCGGAGAAACUUGGCCAACUAGCAACACCUGA